UCACAUAUAACGGAGAUUCGCAGUAUUCCAGAAGCUUUGCCUUAUUUCAUAACCCCCAAAGCGGUAGACGACAAUUCAACACUUCUGCAACAAUUACCACACUGGGCAGCUUGUUAUACGCAAGCUUUAGAGUUCCUUACCCCAGCAUAUAAAGGCCACCCUCGAGUCAUGGCUUAUGUUCUCAGGGUGUUGGAAUCUUAUCCUCCUGAUAGAGUGACAUUCUUUAUGCCUCAGUUGGUGCAGGCACUAAGACAUGAUGAAGGGAAGUUGGUCGAGGGUUACCUUCUUAGAGCUGCUCAACGAAGUGAUAUUGCCCAUAUUCUGAUAUGGCACUUACAGGGUGAAGAAGCCUGUGUUCCUGAGGCAGGGGCCGGGGCAGGAGCAGGGGCAAAAGAUGCACCUUUUUCAGCUUUGCUUCCAGUAGUAAGAGAAAAAAUAAUUGAUGGUUUCAGUCCCAAAGCGCGUGCUAUUUUUCAAAGAGAAUUUGAUUUCUUUGACAAGGUUACAUCUAUAUCCGGUGUCCUCUUUCCAAUUCCAAAAGAGGAUAGGCGAGCUGGCAUAAGAAAAGAAUUGGAGAAAAUCCAAGUUGAUGGAGAUGACCUCUACCUACCUACAGCUCGGCAACUUGUAAGGGGUAUACAGGUUGAUAGUGGAAUACCUUUACAAUCAGCAGCAAAAGUCCCUAUAAUGAUAACAUUCAAUGUCGUGGACCGGGAUGGGGAUCAUAAUGAUAUAAAGCCUCAAGCUUGUAUUUUCAAGGUUGGAGAUGACUGCCGACAAGAUGUACUUGCUUUGCAAGUUAUUUCACUUUUGAAGGACAUCUUUGAAGCUGUUGAUCUUAGUCUCUAUGUGUUUCCUUAUGGAGUACUCCCAACUGGCCCAGAGAGAGGAAUUAUUGAGGUUGUGCCUAAUUCUCGAAGUAGGAGUCAGAUGGGCGAGACCACUGAUGGUGGUCUAUAUGAGAUAUUUCAACAGGACUUUGGGCCAGUUGGAUCACCCAGCUUUGAAACUGCUAGGGAGAAUUUUCUCAUUAGCAGUGCUGGAUAUGCAGUUGCUAGCCUCUUGCUUCAACCAAAAGAUAGGCAUAAUGGGAAUCUUUUGUUUGACAGUGUAGGUAGGCUCGUUCAUAUUGAUUUUGGUUUUAUCUUGGAAACUUCUCCUGGUGGAAACAUGAGGUUUGAAAGUGCUCACUUCAAACUGAGUCACGAGAUGACUCAACUACUCGACCCAUCAGGGGUGAUGAAAAGUGAUACGUGGUACCAGUUCGUAAGCUUGUGUGUAAAGGGUUACCUUGCUGCACGACGCUACAUGGAUGGGAUCCUAAGUACAGUGGCCAUGAUGCUCGACAGCGGGUUGCCUUGCUUCAGCAGAGGAGAUCCUAUUGGAAAUCUUCGAAAGAGGUUCCAUCCAGAGAUGAGCGAGCGCGAAGCAGCCAAUUUUAUGAUUCGCAUAUGCACCGAUGCCUACAAUAAGUGGACGACGGCUGGAUACGAUUUGAUUCAAUAUCUCCAGCAAGGCAUUGAGAAAUGAGGAAGUUGUAUAAUCUUGGUCUCGUUAUGGUUUUUGACGCUUGUAUCUUGUAGCUGGGAAAUGAGGAGAAAACCACGAAAUAUAGGUGCUAUUUAUUUUGCUGGGGAUCGAUGCUCCUGUUAAUUUAUUUAAUUUAUAUUUUUUGUGGUUUCGUUUAAACCUUUUCAGAUAGAACUGAGAAACAGAGUUGCGAUGUGUGGUGUGAUCCAUCAACUUGUAAAAA
Messenger RNA from Salvia splendens (bonfire salvia), 1753 nucleotides. Its product is annotated as Protein kinase superfamily protein. Gene Ontology annotation, cellular component: cytoplasm; plasma membrane. Gene Ontology annotation, molecular function: 1-phosphatidylinositol 4-kinase activity. NCBI's taxonomy places the organism in Eukaryota, Viridiplantae, Streptophyta, Magnoliopsida, Lamiales, Lamiaceae. The record is from RefSeq and is a predicted model, not a curated record. Gene Ontology annotation, biological process: phosphatidylinositol-mediated signaling; phosphatidylinositol phosphate biosynthetic process.